ACUGACCUUCAAAAAGUGCGUUGUUUGGGUUGGCGUUGCGCAAAUGAGCUCUGAUGAGGAUGAGUUUUUCGAUGCACCUGAGGCUUUAGGAUGCGGAUGCAACGUUCGGAAAUGGAGUGACAAGUACGUUGCUUCGUCUCUGCCUUAUUUGAAUAGCGACGACGAGUUGAUUCGCACUUACUUCGAUUUUGAUAGUCAAAAUGCUCGUAGACGAAGUCGAGUGGAAUCUCUUAAGAAGAAUCUUUUGGAAAAAUCAUAUUCUCUCGGACAUGCAUCUGGAAUUAACAGUUUAAAGACUACGGAAGAGAUUUUAUCCCGAAAUGUUGGCGAUCACAUCUCUCCGACGGUUGAGACAUAUCAGUCUGAAAUUGGAGUUCUGAAUCUUCCAGGCAGUAAAAAUGAGUUCACUUCAGAUCAGGAGUUAUUGCGCAGAAUCAAACUGCAACAUGAACCUGCUUUUGGCUUCUUAAACUCUCAACAGGAAAACCCAAGUUUAUCGACAUACAUUCAAGUUCAAGAACCAUCCAUAAAUAGUCACUUAAACUUACUGGAUACUGACAGUACUCAAAAGAAGUUAUCGAAAACACAGUUUGCACAAACACAGACUAUUUUCCGCGACAACGGGUCUUUAAGGUAUCCCAAUGAAUGUGGCUUCAGAUCUCCUAUGAAUGUUAGCAUAUGUGGUUGUUCAAAUGCGGCACCUGGUACUCCAGCAGUAUAUAAAUAUACACAUCCUAUUAUGAAUGAAGUUGCAGACUGUAAUUUUGUUGAACGUGCAGACCCUCCAGUCAUUCAACUUCUCAGAUCACAGGUAGUAUCUUCGGCACCUGAGGUAUCAAAUAGAAAUAAUGAGGCUAGAAAUCUCUUGGAUUAUGUCAAAUCUUGGUCUCUGGGUGCGGCUAAACAAUAUAGCGCUGGACCGUUUCCAUCCAUUAACGGGACUGUUACAUUAGAUCGUAUCACAAAUAAUAACAUUCCACAACAUCAAAGAGACGAAAUGGGCUCGAUCGGAUUCGAUUCAUUGUAUACUACAGCAUUAGGUCGUACGGGAUUUGGAUCAUUAUUUCCACAGUCUACUACUGCUGCUUCUAUCAUUACUACUGCUGCUGUUGCAAUAAAUACAACAACCACGGCUUCCUCUGACCCUCCUUACAAUCAAACUUCUGAAAUUCAGGAUCCUUGCCCUCAUCAUCGUUCAUGUAGGUUAGUUAGUACUAUGGUGCAAACGGAUUUAAAUGUAGAUGAAAAGCAUAAUGAUUCAAAUGAACAAAUAUUGAAUCGUUUCCAUCGUGACACUUUAAUGAAUAAGUUUCCUACUGAUUACAACAACACUAUUGGUAGUGAUAAAAUUGUGAAAUCUGCUUCAGCCACAUUGAACAAUGAAUAUCAAACUGUAAAUCCUAUUGAGAUACAAUUUCGUGAUCGAACUAGAAGUAAUUCAAGUUUACCGUUGACUUCAUUGGGUGACAAACAAUCCGUUGAUUUCUCCACGUCAUCUCAAGAGAACUCGAUUGGAGUAAUGAGCAAAAUGACAAAAAUUCAUAAAUAUUUUCGUGGUGCUAUGAGUGCAAUGAAAUCUGCUACAAAAAAUAAAAUUUUCAAUCCUGAUGAAGAGUCAUCUGAUGAAGAUGAAGAAAUUAUCGGAAAUCAAGGCAUUCGUCUAAGAUCAUCUAGACAAGCACGAGGAAGACGAGAAUUUCUACAGAUCAAAUUGGUUCAAGAAAUGAAAAAUGAGCACACGGGUGCGAUAUGGGCUAUGCGUUUUUCACCAUGUGGUCGAUUAUUGGCUACUGCUGGAUAUGAUCGAAAUAUUCGAAUAUGGGUCCUACGACAAUGUUAUCGAUAUUUCAAAGAAAUGCAACGAAGUUCUACUCCACCACCCAGUAGUAGUUCAAAGUAUGGAUCAGUUGGUGGAUUUAUGCCAAAUGACUUCCAAACUUCAAAUAAUAAUACGUCAAAUGCAACUUUAGAUGAAGAGAAUCGUUUUGAUUCAUUGAGUUUAGCAUCAACUACAAUAUCAACAUCAGGUAAAACUGAUGUUAGUGAAGCGGAUGGAGCGUCUAGUAGCAGUUCUGCGCCAGGAUAUUCUACUGUACUCGGUCUAACUGAUGACUUUCCUUCACCAUUAUCCUCCUGUGGUAGUACUAAAAAUAGUAGAACGAAACCUGGAAUAACGACAGCACCAGGACCACCACCGACAACAACAACAACGGCAUUAUUGCCUACAAUGAAUGAUUUACAUCGAGAACGUAGAACUGUAUUUCGUUCAAAACCAUUAUUGGUUUUAAGAGGUCAUGAAGGUGUUGUUACUGAAUUGGCAUGGUCUAAAAAUUUAUUCCUUCUAGCUACUAGUAUGGAUCAUCAAGUACGAUUAUGGCAUAUUAGUCGACGUGAAUGCCUAUGUGUAUUUAGUCAUAAUGAUACAGUGCCAACAGUUGUAUUUCAUCCAAAGGAUGAUCGUUAUUUUCUUUCUGGUAGUCUGGAUGGAAAACUUCGGCUAUGGAAUAUACCAGAUAAAAAAGUUCGUUUUUGGGUUGAAGUUCCUGUGCCUAGUGCUUUACCAGUGUCAACUAAUUCAUCGUCUACAAAUACUGUCGCUAACUUUUUUACACGUUCUAAUCCAUAUACUGGUUCACAGUAUACAACAUCCUUACCGGGUCUUUCAUCAAAGGGAAGUGGUGGUGUUGGACCCAAAACAGUGAUCACUUGUGCAACAUUUGCUUGUGAGGGCACUAAAGUUGUUGUCGGCACAUAUGAUGGUCGUGUGUUAUUUUUUAAUAGUGAGCUAUCGUAUAUAACUUUUAUAACGAUCAAAUCUGGCACUGCAAAAGGUCGUCACUGUCGUGUUACGGCUAUUGAAUGUGAUCCGUCUGAUUCAAAUAAGAUUUUAGUCACAUCAAAUGAUUCACGUCUACGUUUAGUCGAUGCUCGUGACUAUCAUACAUUAUGUAAAUAUCGUGGGUUUCUAAAUGAAACUAGUCAAAUACGUGCAUCUUUCAGGUAAGUAAGCAGUCUAUUGUUGUUGUUCUUCUAUCACAUUUCUAUUUUGGUCUUUUCUUGUUUGCUAGCUCAUUUUAUAUUAUUGCUUUUUUCCUAAAUGACAUCCUUUUCAGUGUUUACAAUUCAAAAGUCGGAUGCAUAUAUGCAUAUAUUUUCAUAUUACUAAACAUUGAAUUACUCUGUUUAUAUGAUAUGAUUUAAUGCCAUGGAGGUUGAUUUUUGAUCAGUUUUGAACUUGUAGCUUUAUAGUUAGUAGACUGAAUGAUUAAAAUAUUUGGUUAAUGCGUAUAUAUAUAUAUUGGUUGUUAAGGUCCUCCCACCAAUGUUUAGGGCUCCAUUUGAUCAGUCUCUUGACAUUUGUCCAUCCUGUACUGAGAUAAUGGUACUGUGUUCGAGUCCCAGGGUGAACAUCAACUCUGGAGUGCAUAUGCAUACAACUGACCAGUCCCAAAUAGAAAGAAACGAGCCCCCUGAAUUCCGCUGCUAGCCACCAUCCAUAUUUGAUUAAUAAUUUCAUCUGAAAACUCAUUCAACUGUUACAUAUUUUAAUUAAACAAAGAGAAGAUGCAAAUAAUAUAUACUUUGUUUACUGUCUAAUUUUUUACUUGAGAUAAACAUUUUGGUAUACAUUUUGGUCAGAAUGGUUUAUAAAUAUGAAUGUUAAAGGAUUAAAACCGAUUCAAUGAAGAUAAUUUCGUUUUCGAGGAUAUCAUUUGUUGAAACUAUUUACAGUGGCAGUCUAUUAAAAAACAGAAGUAGAUUGUCAUUAAAUAUUUGAGAAAUUCAAGUCCAAAGAUGAAAAAGAGUAAUAGGAUCAAAAGAUUUCACUGAUCAGAAGUAUGCAUUGUUUUUGCACGCAGAGUUCAGGCUUGAAACGCUGAAUUGUUAAAUCAUAUGCAAUUUGCACGUUUUUUAUUCAUGUUACCUUUGAAGACUCAUUUGAUUGUGUAAAUGAUUUUAGGAGAUAAUUCGAUGGAGGGGCAGAGGAUUAUCAAGCACUUCAAAAUAGUUAUUUCUUAAAUUUACAUUAAUCAUAAUAUUCUCAACUUAACUUUUAACACUCAGAGAUUGGUGUUCAUUGGUUUCCUGAUUGGUUUUUAUUAUCAUCAUAAAUUAACUGUAAUUUGUUAUUUGAUUUAUGCUGUUUAAAGUUUGUUUAAAUUAGCACUUUUAUUUGCUUAGGUAUUAUGUACUCCGUUUCACAAUUAUGUGUGUAUAUAAGUACGAUAUUUAGCUUCCUUAUUGAAGUAUACAGUGUAUGAAUUAAGUAGUUGAGAAAAUACCAUUUGAUAAUCUGUAAUAAAUUAAUUGAAGUGUAAAUAAAACUAACUUCUUAAUGGUUAUAAAAUUUGCAAUAUCUUAAGUGAAAAGUGAUUCUUUCUAUAACUGAGUCAUUUCAUAGUUACUAAAGUUAACCUUUCUCAUUGAGUUCAUAUAUUUCUAAUUGUUAUGUAGGAUGCUUUUAAGAUAU
This is a messenger RNA of Schistosoma margrebowiei, 4471 nucleotides long. The record is from the annotation of a GenBank genome assembly. Lineage: Eukaryota; Metazoa; Platyhelminthes; Trematoda; Strigeidida; Schistosomatidae.